Fragaria vesca subsp. vesca is the source of this 2275-nucleotide messenger RNA. RefSeq names its product DUF21 domain-containing protein At1g55930, chloroplastic-like. The coding region runs from base 78 to 2075 and encodes 665 amino acids. The record is from RefSeq and is a predicted model, not a curated record. NCBI's taxonomy places the organism in Eukaryota, Viridiplantae, Streptophyta, Magnoliopsida, Rosales, Rosaceae. Gene Ontology annotation, molecular function: flavin adenine dinucleotide binding. The transcript is spliced from 14 exons.
UUUGAUAAGCUGAUUAGUUUUUGGUUCUGGGUUCUGGGUCUUGUUCAUAUUCUUUUUUUGGGUUAUAUUUUGUGGCUAUGGCGCUUGAGUCUUCAAUUCUAAGCCCACCCAGGUUCAUUUCAGGUUCCAAAUCAUUGAGUUUCUUGUAUUACAAUAAGCAAAAGAGUUUCCCCACCAAGGUUUUUGUGCAAAAUAAUCGACACCCAUUUCGGUUGGUAUCGAAUUGCAUCGGCACUAGCGAUUUUAGAAGGUUUUCGGGUCCAAGAUGUGAAGGAGUUGACUUGUUUGCUAAUAGGGUUCGUUUCAGAGCUGUAGGUAAAGAUAGUGAGGGUUACAGUGGUGCAAAUGGUGAUUCGGGUUCCAGUUUUGAUGUUGUAAAGGUGAUGGUGAAGUGUGGAGUGGUUUUAGCUGCUAUGGUUUGUGGGGUUUUGGUGUAUGGUUCUAGGAGAGCUUUUGCUGUGGAGGGUGUGGUUAGUGCGAGCUAUGGGGUUGUUGACAAGAGCAUAUUAAUGUUCAGAAAUGCUUGGCCCAAGACGCUGCAGGUUCUUCAGGUUUUUAAAGAGCAAGGUUUAAUUUUGGCAGCGCUCUUGGGUCUCUCGGCGUUUUUCUCAAUGGCAGAGACUUCGAUUACCACACUAUGGCCUUGGAAGGUACGUGAGUUGGCUGAGAAAGAGCCUGAAAAUGGUGUCUUCAGAUUGCUUCGCAAUGAUGUGACUCGGUUCUUGACAACCAUACUUAUUGGCACAACUGUUGUCAAUAUUGGAGCAACUGCUUUAGUUACAGAGGCUGCAACAGCAAUAUUUGGUGAAGCUGGUGUUAGUGCAGCAACUGGAGUAAUGACUGUUCUUAUUUUGCUCCUCACAGAAAUAACUCCAAAAAGUGUUGCUGUUCACAAUCCCACAGAAGUUGCUAGGUUUGUGGUUAGGCCGGUGGCGUGGCUUUCGUUGGUUCUAUAUCCGGUGGGAAGAGUUGUUACAUAUCUAUCAAUGGGGAUGCUGAAAAUUCUAGGGUUGAAAGGAAGAAGUGAACCAUAUGUUACGGAAGAGGAGUUAAAACUGAUGUUGCGAGGGGCAGAGUUAAGUGGGGCAAUCGAGGAGGAAGAACAGGAUAUGAUUGAGAAUGUGUUGGAGAUUAAAGAUACGCAUGUUAGAGAGGUGAUGACACCUCUUGUAGAUGUAGUAGCAAUUGAUGCCAGUGCAACGCUGAUUGAUUUUCAUGACUUGUGGGUGACUCAUCAAUAUUCAAGGGUGCCAGUUUUUGAGCAGCGUGUUGAUAAUAUCGUAGGCAUUGCUUAUGCAAUGGAUCUCCUGGAUUUUGUUCAGAAGGGUGAGCUACUAGAGAGUACUACUGUUGGGGAUAUGGCUCAAAAACCUGGUUACUUUGUGCCGGAUUCAAUGUCAGUCUGGAAUCUUCUUAGAGAAUUCCGCAUCCGGAAGGUUCACAUGGCUGUGGUUCUCAAUGAAUAUGGUGGAACUGUAGGGAUAAUUACACUAGAAGAUGUGGUGGAAGAAAUUGUUGGUGAAAUUUUUGAUGAAAAUGAUUCCAAGGAGGAGAUUCAGAAAAAAACUGGCUACAUAGUAAUGCGUGCAGAGGGAGUGUUUGAUGUGGAUGCUAACACAUCUAUUGACCAGCUCUCUGAAGAUCUAAAUGUGAAAAUGCCUGAGGGUCAUCAAUAUGAGACGGUAUCCGGAUUUAUAUGCGAAGCAUUUGGUUAUAUACCAAGGACGGGUGAGAGCAUCAAAGUAGUUCUUGAAAAGGAAAUUGAAGAGGAGAAUGAUGAGUCCAAAUCCGAGAAGCAGGAGAAAAAGGAAAAGCACCAAAUUUUUAAACUUGAGAUUCUGGCAGGAAAUGCCAGAAAGGUUGGUGCUGUUCGAUUUGAAAGGUUAGAAAAUGAUACUGCUACGUUGGAGACCAAAGAGGUUGCCCGCCUGGUUCCCAAAAUUAUGAAAAGAAAGUCUAGUAGUGGUCAUGACUCAGAUGGUGGAGAAUCUGAUGAAGAUUCAUUCCAGAAGAGACCACAUCUUGAAAUACCUGAUGAGCAUGAAGACACCGUUGAUAAUCUCAGUAGGCAUUAGUUGAAUUGCUCCUAUUUCCAUUUUUUAGCGGGAAUCAUAGAAGAGCGAAAAUUGAGAAGAGAAAAUAACGAGUCAGGAGUGAAUGCUGUAAAGAAAUCUUUAUUUGAUGUUUCAACAUCUGUAGAUUUUCAGUUACCUCUUGUAAUACAUGUUUGGUGUAUAUGCCAAGUGCCAUUUUUUUAUGUCGACAUUGGUUUAGU